GUUAACAGCUGUGCGUGUCCGCCCGCGGCGGUGUUGCGGCUUCUGCGCGCCCCGCCAUGAGCCGGGCCUGGCAGGUGCUGCGCGCCCUGCGCCUGCGGCUCCUGGGGCCCACCAAGGAGUUCGUGGGUACCGACCAGUUCGGCAACAAGUACUACCGGGUGCCCAAGCACGAGAGCCGCGCAGGGCAGAUGAUUCCUGAGAGAAGAUUCGUAGAAGCAGUAAAUCGGCAGCCAUAUCUGUAUGAGAUGGGUGACUUUCCAAUAGAAUGGGAAGCUUGGAUAAGGAAAAAAAGAAAUGAUCCACCCACCAUUGAGGAGAUUCUUAGGAAUGAAAGUGUUAGAGAAGAAAUGAAAGAGAAAAUCAAAGACGUAGCUGAAAAGGACAAGCUCCUUCAGGCCACGGAGUACAAGGAGGGAGCAGUAGCAGAACCGGCUCGUACCCACGUGAAGGGCCACGCGUCAGCCCCCUACUAUGGAAAGCAGGAGCCUUCCCAGGAUCCUACGAGCACCGCAAAUACUUUUCAGCCGGGUUCCUGGAUGCCACCAGGCAGCAGGAGCAGUCCAAAGAAAUAAAGAAUUUAUUCAAGUAAUGUACAGGUAUUGCUAGUGGCUAAAUACUUUAAUAGAGAAUGCAAUAACUGUAAGUACAUCCUCUGUGUGCAAUAAAGUAAUGUUAAAGCUAUGUUUAUUUUUGGAGAAUUGUUAAGAUAGGCUUAAUUAUGACAAACCACUUUUUAAAGUAUGUUGGGAUUUAGUGAAAGAGAGGAUAUACUAGGGAUGAGUUUGUUUAUAAAUAGUUGCUGUUCUUUGGUUGUUUGUUAUAUCGCUUUAGCUAAGAGGCUUUCCAGUUAAAUGAAUGAAUAGCUUUUGUAAAAUAAUUUAUUUUUUACUUUUGUGAGACAAUUUAGAUAUAAUCAACUUUAGUAUGCCUAAAAAUGAUCUUAGUUCUCAAACCUAGGCUUUUGGUCAAUAUAGUUCCUUAGAAAUCCUAUUAAUUCCAUCCACGGCACCAGUAUGUCUAGUUGAUCUCCCUAACAGAAAGUAACACUACAGUGACUAUCCUUAUCAGUAAUUUUAGGCAUAUAGUUAUUAACUUACAUUAAUGAAUGAGUCAACAAGAGUAAGCAGAAAAUGCAACCAGUUAAGUACUAUAAUAAGGUUUAGAAGCACU
Messenger RNA from Nothoprocta perdicaria, 1170 nucleotides. RefSeq names its product NADH:ubiquinone oxidoreductase complex assembly factor 2 (gene NDUFAF2). Gene Ontology annotation, biological process: mitochondrial respiratory chain complex I assembly. Gene Ontology annotation, cellular component: membrane. NCBI's taxonomy places the organism in Eukaryota, Metazoa, Chordata, Aves, Tinamiformes, Tinamidae. The record is from RefSeq and is a predicted model, not a curated record. The coding region runs from base 57 to 572 and encodes 171 amino acids. The transcript is spliced from 4 exons.